Molecule: messenger RNA, 3264 nt
Organism: Exophiala xenobiotica
Lineage: Eukaryota; Fungi; Ascomycota; Eurotiomycetes; Chaetothyriales; Herpotrichiellaceae
Exons: 3
Coding region: 801-2711 (636 amino acids)
Source: RefSeq, a predicted model, not a curated record
CCGUACUUUGCGUUUGGCGACUGCAUUUGGUCCUUCAUGUCAAUGACUGCAAUCUCGCACACUGCCUCUCUCUAUACAGUAUACUGUCCAUUAUUGCCUCAUCACGUCCUCUUGAGCUCCUACGACCAGUCAUCUCCCUCCUUUGCCUUGCCACUUGUCGUUGGUCGAGACUUCCCAGAUCGCUGCACCAGCAAGCGCCUGGCCCCAGCGAUUCCUCUUACCCUGCAAUCACCAUCAUCAAGCGCCUGCCCGCCUCAUACAGCACCACGCUCGCUUUUUGUCAUUGGCCUCAUUUCAACAUCACAAUCAUCAUCCCAAGAUCCAUCCAAUCCUCAAACAAGCGCUCUCCAAACAUAACAUCUCGAACACGUUCCCGACGUGCCUUCGGUCGGUUUCAGCACGGCCCCCAUAAUCCCCACCUCCUGCAAAAUCAUGCUUCAGUCACGCAUCUCGCUGGACCCUACGCCGUGAGGUCGGCCUGAGUUUCGCAAUACCCAUCCAAUUUGAAGCCUUCUGUAGCCUUCUGGGUCGACAGGGCUCGUGGCGUCACUGGCAUGGGCUAGACUCGACUAUAAUUCUCCGUCAGCGCAUCUCUACCUCAGAUAUUCAACUGCAUGGUCGCCUGCCAGCUGGUCUGUCUGGAGUUCGACAUUAUUUCAUUCCCCUCGAUUCAGAGGAUUGCUCUGUUUAUUAUUGCUUGAGACAGGCUUCCUGCAGGCAAGAUAACCUUGUCAAAGUUGCAGGGCCGCUUGUUGCAAAAAAAGGGGAACCCCCCUCCGUGACUUACAUAAUCCAGCAGAAUGCCUCCUACAACGCUCAUGACCUUUUUAGUCCGUGUUCCUCCUUUUACGAGGUCAGUGAGCCUUUACGGUUCCUGGGACAACUUCUCCACCGCAUACCCCAUGCAAAGAGAUACACGCACGGGCCCGGAGCAUUGGUCAGGAUGCCAUAGCUUUUCCAACAUUAUCUGCGACGGAGGCAAUCACUCGACCGGAACUCCCAGGGAAGGAGGUCUGAGAAUGGGGGGAACAUACUGGUACUAUUAUAAACUUGACGACGACAUCGAAUUCCACAACUCGGCCGAGCCCUCAACAACAGCCUGCCCUCUCCUUCCUGGUCAACUCGUCAAUGUCUUGAAUGUACCCUUUGCUUUAAGCAGCAGUCGAUCUCGUAACGACAGUGUCAGCUCAACCAGCUCCGAAUUUCGCACCAUGGACCCCUCCGACAAGUUCAUGAACCCUCGCCCAGUACCAGCAAAACCGUCGUUGCCGCGACUGAAGACAUCACCUACCUUAGCACAGCAGUCAUGGUCCUCAAGCAGCUCUCCAGCGAGUGCCGAUCACAGAAGAGGCAGAUCAGCAUCAUCCCGAGGACCUUCUCAGCCUGGCAGUGCCACGACACAAUUGAAAAUUGGCAGAUUGACCAAGAAACCAUCACUCGAGGCUCCGAGCAGGUCUGUUUCGCGUGGAAGCAACAGAUCGGCAGGGAUCAUAGGCGCCAUCCGGGCCCUGAAAUCUCCACGUAUAGCAAGCCCCGACAGUGCCUUGGAUCGAGGCCGUCCGGAGUAUAGUCCUGCUCCUUUCCUUUCGCGAGGGAGUUCGCGGCGCAGUGUGACACCCACCUCAUCCACCGUCGAGACCGCAAAACCACUAGAGCUCGCCGAUCUUCCAUCAGCCGGUCCGGCGAGCGGGCUGGCCUUGCGUCAAGAUUUCGACGCAAAGAUUGAAGGGUCGGCACCCGUCACAAUAGCUUCCUUCGCUCAGCAUCGUAGACAACGAUCGCUCUCGAGGGAGCCAUCGUCCUUGCGCAACCCAUUGACGAGGGGGAGCACCCCAGAGCGGAAGCCGACAGAGCCAGCAAGCACCCCAUAUCGACCGCUGGAGACUCUAAAAGAAGUGGCGUCUCCUGCAUCCACGCCAGGCCAACCACUGACGGCGGUCAAAGUCGAAGCUCAACCGCCUACUGAUGAUGGCCAGGUACCAAUCGACCUCGAGAAACGACUACCGACUCUGCCCAACACGCCGUCGUCGGCAUACCCGCCAAGCAGCGUGGAUGGGUCUCCCACACAGCGCUUGCUUAUCGAGAUGGAGAAUCUACAAAGCCGAUUCUCGAGCACAACUAUCGAGACGGGAUCCAAUGUAGAUAGCUACAUCAACCAGGAGCGAAGCCACUUCUCCGAUUGGACUCUCAGCACAACGAGGAUCUCACCUCAAUCGGAAUAUUCUUCCAGCGUUAUUGAUCUUGAGCCAAUGAGUCCGCCAGUAGAUGAAGACUACGGUUGUGCUGAUUCCAAGACCAUUGAGGUUAUCAAUCAAGCCAGAACCUCAAACGAUGUACAGACAAAAGAGUACCCGCAUUCCCAACCAAAUGGCUUACCUUCGGCACUCAGCCUUUCAACAAUCAGCUCAGUGGCAUCCUCGGCAGCACCAAGCUCUCAUGCCGAUCUCGAUAGUGCUAAGGAGGCAAGCUUUUCCUGGAGCAAAUUCCAGCAUUACAGUUUACCCUCGGAAGAGGUUGGAUCUGGCGUGACACUCAAGCCAACAGCCGGCGCCGAAAUCGUGUCUCCCUUGGUGCUUGGAGACCAUCAUCGACCGGCGGAUUUCCGUCCUCAAGUGACGGGUCUGCGUGAGACGACUCUUCCUCACUCUACCAGCAUGCAACAACUUCUCGAUGAGUUGAGAUAUCUUGGUGGCAUGAUACAACAGCAUUAAUUGAUAUGCACCACUGAAACUAUUUCAACGUUCGCUUAUAAUGUUGUACGUUCCCACCAAUCAUGGCCUGCCAUUUGAGGUCACCACUCCUUCGACUUCCACGCAGCUGACGAUCUUUCCCUUGAUUCUGUCUGGCCCUGAUAGCGUUGACCGCAUUGUAUGGUGGUGUUAUUUGUGAUUUAUGCGAUGUCACAGGAGACGAGAUGGAUAAACAGGACCACAGAUGUUACGAAUUUCUUUUGACUGGCAAAGGCCAAAAAUAAGAGGAGAACAUGAUAUAUUCUGCAUAGACAGCAUCAUGAUCACCGGCUUGUCACAGUGGAUAGGAGACCGAGGGACAUGUUAUAUUGUAAAUAAAAGAUCCAGAGGGCUGGUGAGGCUGAAAUUGUAGAUCCCAGUCACUCCGUACGGAGUAGGGGACACCCACUGACACCUGAACUUAGGGAGGGACAGGCAAAAGGAAAAAGGGCUUGGCAUGGAUCGUGAGCUUCGGCCCCUCGACCUCUCAGCCAACAUCUUUCCUCCAGUAAUUCUUGAAAUUGUCUUGACAAAC